AUGUUACGUGCGAGAGCCUUAAGAUUUAGUACUAGAUCAAGACCUUGUGGGUUGAGAAUACCAAACAUUAUAUCACCACUUUGGAAGCAUUCUAACAUUGACAAUUCAAGAUACAUAUCUACAACAAUUAAUGAUGUUGCCGAUUUUUCAUUGACUCCAACUCUUGGAAAGAUAGUUGAUAGUAACGGAGUUCAUGGUGAGCCAGUAAAAUUAUCGGGCCAUAUUAGAACUUGUAGAACAAUGAAGAAAAUGAGUUUUGUUGAUAUUUCAGACGGUGCAUCCAGUGCAGUAUUGAAUGUAAUAUUUCCAGGUGAAGAUUCAAUUGCUAAUUAUAAUCUUAAAGUUGGACAAUCGGUUGAAAUAUACGGAGAAUGGAGGGAUCUGCCUGUGAAACAAAGAUUGGAAAUUCAUUGUGAUCCAUCUCAAGCCAACCAUUCAGUUUCUAUCAUUGGACAAGUGCCAGACAGAUAUCCAAUUCAAAAGAAGGCCACUUCUUUAGAAUUCUUAAGGACAUUACCAACCUUGAGACAUCGUACUAGAACUCUUGGCCAAAUUCUCAGAGCUAGGUCAUUCAUUGAAGGAAGUCUUAUGGAUUAUUUCAGAAGAGAAGAUUUUAUAAAAGUUAGUCCUCCAAUAAUAUCAGGAUCUGAUUGUGAAGGAGCUGGUGAAUUAUUCUAUGUUGGAUCAACUGGGAAGAAGAAUUUUUUCAAAAAAUCUACAUAUUUAACGGUAUCGACACAAUUGCAUCUUGAAGUACUCUCUGCUGCAUUAAAUAGAGUAUGGACUAUGACACCAUGUUUUAGAGCUGAAAAUUCUGACACUACCCGUCAUUUGAGUGAAUUCUGGAUGUUGGAAGCUGAAGUAGCAUAUGUUGAUGAUGUUAGACAAUUAACCACAUUAUGUGAUAAUAUGCUUAAAAGUAUUGUUCAAGAUAUGAAAUCACACAAGACAUUUAGUAGCGAAAUGGAAUCAUCUUUCCCUAAUGAAGAUACAAUGGCAAAAAUCAAAGAAAGAUGGGCCACAUUUGAAAAUUCUAAUCUGUCAUGGCCAACCAUUACGUAUUCAAUGGCCUUGGAAAUAAUUAAUGAUGUUCAAAGAGCCGAUAAUUCAAAAAAAUUAGAAUGGGGUGCCACUUUAAAUACUGAACAUGAAAAAUGGUUAGCUGGAGAAUAUUUUAAAACUCCAGUAUUUGUUACUGAUUAUCCAUCAUUCCAAAAACCAUUCUAUAUGAGGAAAUCUAACCCCGAGAUAUAUGAUCCGGAAAAGCCUACAGUUGCAUGUUUUGAUUUACUUAUCCCUGAAGUUGGUGAAUUAAUUGGAGGAUCAUUAAGAAUACAUGAUUAUGAUGAAUUAAUGGAACAAAUAGAAGAGAGAAAGAUGGAUAAAAAGGCAUUAGAAUGGUACAUUUCACUCCGUAGAAACGGAACUGUGCCACAUGGAGGAUUUGGACUUGGAUUCGAAAGAUUAGUAAUGUAUUUGAGUGGUACAGAGAAUAUUAGAGAUACAAUCCCAUUCCCAAGAACUCCAGGACAUUGUCAAUGUUAG
This is a messenger RNA of [Candida] anglica, 1545 nucleotides long. NCBI's taxonomy places the organism in Eukaryota, Fungi, Ascomycota, Pichiomycetes, Serinales, Debaryomycetaceae. The record is from the annotation of a GenBank genome assembly.